Molecule: messenger RNA, 197 nt
Organism: Paramuricea clavata
Lineage: Eukaryota; Metazoa; Cnidaria; Anthozoa; Malacalcyonacea; Plexauridae
Source: the annotation of a GenBank genome assembly
GUUAUGGGCCAAGAAGAGACUUGCUAUUUGACGGUAACAAAAGCAAAUAUGAGUUGUGGGAAGUAAAGUUCCUGGGCUAUAUGCGGCUACAAAAGCUAUAUAAAGUAUUUGUGCGAGACGCAAGCGAGGAAGACCCAUCAGACGCUUCGACGCAAGCUGAUGCUUUUUCCCGAACUCGUGCAAUGUCUGGACGAUAG